Messenger RNA from Periophthalmus magnuspinnatus, 819 nucleotides. It is a transcript of the gene hemk2, whose product is annotated as N-6 adenine-specific DNA methyltransferase 1. Lineage: Eukaryota; Metazoa; Chordata; Actinopteri; Gobiiformes; Gobiidae. The record is from RefSeq and is a predicted model, not a curated record. Gene Ontology annotation, molecular function: nucleic acid binding; S-adenosylmethionine-dependent methyltransferase activity; protein methyltransferase activity. The coding region runs from base 72 to 728 and encodes 218 amino acids. Gene Ontology annotation, cellular component: eRF1 methyltransferase complex. The transcript is spliced from 7 exons. Gene Ontology annotation, biological process: methylation.
UGCGCAUGCGCCAACCAACUCCACACGUUUUUUUUUUUAGAAUUCUUUAAAAAUAAACCCGUUUUACCUCGAUGUCGGUGAAUUAUCCCACUCCUUUCUACUCCCACACGGGCCGGGGGGAGUUCAGUGAGGUGUACGAGCCCGCGGAAGACUCUUUUUUACUGAUAGAUGCGCUGGAAAAAGACGCAGAGAUGCUGAAGGAAAGGAGUCCAAGUGUGUGUUUGGAGGUUGGCAGCGGGUCUGGAGUUGUGUCUGCGUUUCUGGCGUCUGUGCUUGGACCUGCAGCCUUGUACAUUUGCACAGACGUGAAUACUGCUGCUGCAAAGUGCACAGCCAAAACCUCCUCUUGUAACAACAUCUCCCUGCAGCCUGUCAUCACUGAUUUGGUAGAUGGUCUAUUGCCACGGUUGAAAGGCAAAGUGGACGUGCUGCUGUUUAACCCUCCCUACGUGGUCACGCCUUCUGAGGAGGUGGGCAGUUCUGGUAUAGAAGCUGCUUGGGCCGGAGGAGAGCGAGGCAGAGAGGUUGUCGACAGACUCCUGCCUGUCGUCUCAAAACUACUGUCUAAAAAUGGGCUGUUUUACCUCAUUACUAUCGUCGAGAAUAACCCAGAUGAGAUAAUGAGUGUUCUGGGUGAGUGUGGUCUGAGUGGAGAUGUCUGUUUGAAGACGAGAGCCGGAAACGAGCGACUGUCAGUGCUGCGGUUCAGAUGGAGAGAGGGAGCGUGAGCUGCUAAAGGGUGAUGUGUCCGUCUUCUCUGAGCCGCACGGUGCCGCUGGCCACGAGCUCCAUCGCCGCCGGGAACGCGCGAUGUUCCGC